Messenger RNA from Aspergillus saccharolyticus JOP 1030-1, 1032 nucleotides. Its product is annotated as isopenicillin N synthase family dioxygenase. Gene Ontology annotation, molecular function: dioxygenase activity. Bases 1 to 1032 code for a protein of 343 amino acids. NCBI's taxonomy places the organism in Eukaryota, Fungi, Ascomycota, Eurotiomycetes, Eurotiales, Aspergillaceae. The record is from RefSeq and is a predicted model, not a curated record. The transcript is spliced from 3 exons.
AUGAUUUUCGAAACCAUUGACCUGGGGGUCAUGCAGAAUGGCACCCUCGAGGAUCAGAAAAAAGUCGGGGAGGCGAUCAAGAAUGCCCUUGAACGACAAGGAUUCCUGAAGCUAAUCAACCACGGAAUUGCGCCUGAGAUGAUCGAGGAGUUAUUUACAUGGAGCAAGCGAUUCUUUGCCCUGCCCGAGGAAGUCAAAGCGAAAGCGCCGCACCCGCCGACCCCGACGCCCAAUCGAGGGUAUAGCGCGGUGGGGAUGGAGAACACUUCUGUGCACGGCAAUCUGGGCAAGCAAGGAGGGAAAGUCCUCCCCCCAUUGAUCGAUAUGAAGGAAUGUUUCGAUCAAGGCUCCGCCACGGACGAGCUCUAUCCCAACCUCUGGCUCCCAGAGUCCGAGCUCCCGGGCUUCCGGGCCUUCAUGGAGUCCUACUUCGAAGCUGGCUUUGCCUGCCAGCAACGCAUCCUCCGCGCGGUGGCCCUGGGGCUGGGCCUGCCCCCCACCGCGUUCGACCAACUCCAUGACCGCCGCCACAACGAGCUUCGUCUCACCCACUACCCGCCCAUCGAAGCGCGCCAGCUCCAGGACGGCACCAAGACCCGCAUCUCCGAGCACACCGACUUCGGCACUAUUACCCUCCUCUUCCAGGACGCGGUGGGCGGGCUGGAGGUCGAAGACCACGCCUCCGCGGGCACCUUCCACCCCAUCGAGUCCGAGCAUCGCGACGAGAUGAUCGUCAACAUCGGCGAUUGCUUCCAGCGCUGGUCCAACGGGGCGCUGCGUUCCACGCGCCACCGCGUGCACGUCUCCCAGCGCGAUCUGCACAAUCAAUCCGAGUUCCUGCCGGGCCGAUACUCCGUCGCCUACUUCACCAAACCGAAUCGCGAUGCGAGCGUCGGGUCCAUGCCGGCGUUACUGAAACCAGGGGAGCGCGCGGUCUACCCCGACCUCACGGCGGGCGAGUUCGUCUUGCAGCGCUCGGCGACGACGUACGGGAGUUACCAGGGAGCCGGGGAGAAGCAGACAAAACUGUAG